Brachypodium distachyon (stiff brome) is the source of this 942-nucleotide messenger RNA. RefSeq names its product serine/threonine-protein phosphatase 7 long form homolog. The coding region runs from base 1 to 942 and encodes 313 amino acids. The transcript has 6 exons. Gene Ontology annotation, biological process: meristem development; meristem maintenance. Lineage: Eukaryota; Viridiplantae; Streptophyta; Magnoliopsida; Poales; Poaceae. The record is from RefSeq and is a predicted model, not a curated record.
AUGGCGCUCCUAAUGGAUCACUACGACAUGGCUCACCGUGGGCAUUUGGUACGGGAUGAACAAAUGGAUCUUGGAUCCCUCAAACUUAGGUCUCACGGUGCCUCCUCAGGCGCCAUGUCUUACGAUGAGCGGUACACACCGUUCAUCUUGAGGACAUGGCUCCUUCCGUUCAUCCAUAUGGACAUGUCCAUGAUCCUGGCACUCCCCAUCGGCGGGAAACCAGUAUGUAUCAAUACGGCCUCUUCAGGAUGGCGCCAGCAGAUGGCGGAUCUUAUUCGUAGGGCACCGGAGGCCCCUGAGGACCCCGCUAACGACAGAGUGCCAGCGGGCGCAACGUACACUUGGAUCGUUGAGAACUUCUCCGAGUGUCCUGAGGAUGCUGCCAUCGAAGUGGUUGAGCAGGACGCACGAGCAUACGUGUGCUGGGGCACAGCUGCACUUGCCUACCUUUAUCGGCAGUUGGACGAUGCUUGUCGUGGGAGCAAACCAGACAGCAGCAUAGGUGGUCCAUUGCUUCUACUGUCUGUUUGGAGCUGGGAACGCUUCCCCGUUGGACGACCGGAAACGUUGGCAUUCAACGAUUGGGACGAUCACGAAGACCCGCUGCGGAGACCCACUUGGGCUUACAAGUGGGACCGUACGAGAGAUAACUGGAACGACACUAAACUUCUGUACAAGCAGUACACGAACGAGUUCGACACUUUAACCCCUGAGCAGGUGGAAUGGCAGCCAUAUGGUAGUGGGGACGAUUUCGGUGUCCCAUUCGAUUAUGAGCUAAACCCGAAGUGCUUGGAAGAAAGACAUCUGUGGUUGAUGCGAUGUCCACUGAUAUGCAUGUGGGCGGUUGAACUUCAUCAACCACAUCAUGUGAUGCAACAGUUUGGGUUGUUGCAGACCAAUCCGCCAAAGUGGAAGGACACGAACAUACAGCUUCACGAGUAA